GCCCGGACCACGAUGGAGCGCGACGGCUACGCGGGGGGCGGGAGCCGAGGCGAGGGCGGGCACGGCCGCCGGGAGGGCCCGGCGGGGAACGGCCGCGACCCGGGCCAUGGCAACGGCGCCGAGGCGCCCGGGGACCCGCAGACGGCCGCGUCCUUGCUGGCUCCCAUGGACCUGGGGGAGGAGCCGCUGGAGAAGGCGGCGCGCGCCCGCCCGGCCAAGGACCCCAAUACCUAUAAAGUGCUCUCGCUGGUAUUGUCAGUCUGUGUAUUAACAACAAUCCUUGGUUGUAUAUUUGGAUUGAAACCAAGCUGUGCCAAAGAAGUUAAAAGUUGCAAAGGUCGCUGUUUUGAAAGAACAUUUGGGAACUGUCGCUGUGAUGCUGCUUGCGUUGAACUUGGAAACUGCUGUCUGGAUUACCAGGAGACGUGUAUAGAGCCAGAGCACAUAUGGACUUGCAGCAAAUUCAGGUGUGGUGAGAAAAGGUUGUCCAGAAGCCUCUGCUCCUGUUCAGAUGACUGCAGGGACCAGGGCGACUGCUGCGUCAACUACGGCUCCGUGUGUCGAGGUGAGAAAAGUUGGGUGGAAGAAACGUGUGAGAGCAUUAAUGAGCCACAGUGUCCAGCAGGGUUUGAAAAACCUCCUACCCUCUUAUUUUCUUUGGAUGGUUUCAGGGCAGAAUAUUUACACACUUGGGGUGGACUUCUUCCUGUUAUUAGCAGACUGAAAAACUGUGGAACGUAUGCUAAAAACAUGAGGCCGGUGUAUCCAACAAAAACGUUCCCCAACCACUACAGCAUUGUCACCGGUCUUUAUCCAGAAUCCCAUGGCAUAAUUGACAAUAAAAUGUACGAUCCAAAAAUGAAUGCUUCCUUUGCACUUAGAAGUAAAGAGAAAUUUAAUCCUGAGUGGUACAAAGGAGAACCAAUUUGGCUCACAGCUAAAUAUCACGGCCUGAAGACUGCCACAUAUUUCUGGCCAGGCUCAGAUGUGGAAAUUAAUGGAACUUUACCGGACAUCUAUAAGAUAUAUAACGGUUCAGUGCCAUUUGAAGAAAGAAUUUUAGCUGUUCUUGAAUGGCUGCAGCUUCCUAACGAUGAAAGACCACACUUUUACACUCUGUAUUUAGAAGAACCAGAUUCUUCAGGUCAUGCCUAUGGACCAGUCAGCAGUGAAGUCAUUAAAGCAUUGCAGAGGGUUGACAACAUGAUUGGCAUGCUGAUGGAUGGUCUAAAAGAGCUGAAUUUGCACCGAUGCCUGAACCUCAUCCUCAUUUCAGAUCAUGGCAUGGAACAAGGCAGUUGUAAGAAAUAUGUGUACCUGAAUAAGUAUCUGGGGGAUGUUAAAAAUAUUAAAGUUAUAUAUGGACCUGCAGCUCGGUUGAGACCCUCUGAUGUCCCUGAUAAAUACUAUUCAUUUAAUUAUGAAGGCAUUGCCAGGAAUCUUUCUUGCCGGGAGCCAAACCAGCACUUCAGACCUUACCUAAAACAGUUCUUACCCAAGCGGUUGCACUUUGCUAAAAGCGACCGGAUUGAGCCCCUGACUUUCUAUUUGGACCCUCAGUGGCAGCUUGCAUUGAAUCCCUCAGAAAGGAAAUAUUGUGGAGGUGGAUUUCAUGGCUCUGACAACAUAUUUUCAAAUAUGCAAGCCCUCUUUAUUGGCUAUGGACCUGGACUCAAGCACAGCAUCGAAGUUGAUUCCUUUGAAAAUAUUGAAGUCUAUAACUUAAUGUGCGAUUUACUGAAUUUGAAACCUGCUCCUAAUAAUGGAACUCAUGGAAGUCUUAACCACCUUCUAAAGAAUCCUGUUUACAACCCAACGCAUCCCAAAGAAGUCCGGCCUCUGGCACAGUGCCCCUUCACAGAGACCCCCAGAGAUAACCUGGGCUGCUUGUGUGACCCCUCGAUGGUUCCAGUCGUGGAUUUUCAGACCCAGCUGAAUCUGACCGUGGCAGAAGAGAAGGUUAUUAAGCGUGGCACUUUACCCUAUGGAAGACCCAGAGUUCUCCAGAAGAACAGCACUGCCUGUCUGCUCUACCAGCACCAGUUUGUGAGUGCUUACAGCCAUGACAUCCAAAUGCCCCUUUGGUCAUCCUACACCGUGGACAGAAAUGACAGUUUCUCUACAGAAGACUUUUCCAACUGCCUUUACCAGGAUCUUCGAAUUUCUCUCAGUCCUGUCCAUAAAUGUUCAUUUUAUAAAAAUAAUGCUAAAAUAAGUUAUGGGUUCCUCUCCCCACCACAACUAAAUAAAGGUUCAAAUGAAAUAUAUCCUGAAGCAUUGCUUACUACUAAUAUAGUGCCAAUGUACCAGAGUUUUCAAGUUAUAUGGCACUACUUUCAUGUCACCCUCCUGCCACGGUAUGCUGAGGAAAGAAACGGCGUCAAUGUCGUCAGCGGGCCUGUGUUUGACUCUGAUUAUGAUGGGCAUUAUGAUGCCUCGGAGACUCUGAAGCAAAAUAGCAGAGUCAUCCGUAAUCAAAAAAUCGUGAUUCCAACUCACUUCUUCAUUGUGCUAACAAGUUGUAAAAAUACAUCCCAGACUCCCUUACACUGUGAAAACUUAGAUACCUUAGCUUUCAUUUUACCGCACAGGACUGAUAACAGCGAGAGUUGUGUGCAUGGGAAGCAUGAAUCCUCGUGGGUUGAAGAGUUGUUAAAAUUGCACAGAGCUCGGAUCACAGAUGUUGAACACAUCACUGGACUCAGCUUCUAUCAAGAAAGGAAGGAGCCAAUUUCAGACAUUUUAAAGUUGAAGACACAUUUGCCAACCUUUAACCAAGAAGACUGAUAAUUUUUUUAUUCCAAAAACACACCAUAAAUCUUUUUGAAAGAACCUUCUAUUUUAUACAGCCCUCUGUUCACAUUAUUGCAUUGUUUGGAAACUGUCGACCCGAGCUAGCACUGGGACUCCUCUGUCACAUGACCGUCUCAGGGAAACCAUGGCCUCAGCAUAGCAGUAGGACAGUGUUCCUGUUGAGUCUUGCACACGUUUGAAUGUGCAAGAGUUGUUCACAUCUGGGAAUAAAGACAGACCAAACCUAAAACUGCUCUUCUCCUUCUCUUAAGGCAGAAGAAGCCUGUGAACAUUGUCUGGAUAUCAGAUAUUUGAAUAUUUUGAUCAUUAAUAAACUUCUACGGAGCUGGCAACACCAGAAGUAUGAAUAGGAUUGGAGUAAUUCUUGUUACAGUAGUAUCUUCACAAGCAUUUAAAAGUGAUUCUUUUAAAAGUGAUAUUGAAAUUUCAUUUAUUUUAGUUUUAAUAAAAAAAAUUAAUGGAAACAAAA
Molecule: messenger RNA, 3283 nt
Organism: Molossus molossus (Pallas's mastiff bat)
Lineage: Eukaryota; Metazoa; Chordata; Mammalia; Chiroptera; Molossidae
Gene: ENPP1
Product: ectonucleotide pyrophosphatase/phosphodiesterase 1
Exons: 25
Coding region: 13-2787 (924 amino acids)
Biological process (GO): regulation of bone mineralization; nucleoside triphosphate catabolic process; inorganic diphosphate transport
Cellular component (GO): cell surface
Molecular function (GO): metal ion binding; scavenger receptor activity; polysaccharide binding
Source: RefSeq, a predicted model, not a curated record